Messenger RNA from Dermochelys coriacea (leatherback sea turtle), 3406 nucleotides. Its product is annotated as C3a anaphylatoxin chemotactic receptor-like. NCBI's taxonomy places the organism in Eukaryota, Metazoa, Chordata, Testudines, Dermochelyidae. Gene Ontology annotation, molecular function: complement component C5a receptor activity; G protein-coupled receptor activity. Gene Ontology annotation, biological process: phospholipase C-activating G protein-coupled receptor signaling pathway; inflammatory response; chemotaxis. Gene Ontology annotation, cellular component: plasma membrane. The record is from RefSeq and is a predicted model, not a curated record. The transcript has 2 exons. The coding region runs from base 265 to 1452 and encodes 395 amino acids.
CCACUAUUGCUUUAUCUCAGCAGCAUUAGGCCAGAUGUUUUGCAGCUCAUGUUAUCUGAUUACAGAAGUGACUCAUUCUUGUCCUUCCGCUUGGGUGCGAAAAAUCUUCAAAUAAUGGUCUCAAAAAAAAGUCAGUUCCUAAACUGACCAUAUAAGUUUUUCUCUGAUGACUCCGGAGCCAGUGCUUAAGACAAGACCUACAAUCAGAGUGGUUCUUGCUCCCCAGUCCAUUGAGGAAUCUGCUGUACUGGGUAUCUAAAGACUAUGUCUCUGCUCCUGAGGAGUAACAGCACAUACAAGCCAGAUGAUGGUGCCACACUACAGUACGCGCCAGAAAUCAUUGGUUCCUUAAUUAUCUUCAUUGUCACCUUUAUCCUGGGUCUCCUGGGCAAUGGCUUGGUGAUCUGGGUGGCUGGCCUGAAAAUGAAGCGGACCGUGAACACUGUGUGGUUCCUGCACCUUGCCAUGGCUGACUUCCUCUGCUGCAUGUCUCUGCCAUUCUCCAUCAUUCACCUGAUCCUCCAUGAGUACUGGCCAUAUGGCCACUUCCUCUGCAAGGUUAUCCCAUCAGCCAUCAUCCUCAACAUGUUUGCCAGUGUCUUUCUCCUCACUGCCAUCAGCAUUGACCGGUGCUUGAUGGUAAUGAAGCCAGUUUGGUGUCAGAACCACCGUACUGUGAGACUUGCAUCAGUGAUGUGCGGUUGUAUCUGGCUCCUGGCCUUUGUUAUGUGCUGUCCUGCCUUCCUCUACCGUGAGACCUUCUCAGAUGAAUUCGGCAAAACUCUGUGUCAUUAUCAAUUUGGAAAUGAUAGGGAUUAUGGAGAUUAUAUGGAUUACAGGAAUGAUUCAGGGUUGAGCUCUGGCAUAUCCCUAGAUGACUAUCCUGUUGGUUUCUCCAGUGCUGAUAUUCCUGGCAGCCUUUACAAUGAUACUAACUUACUUUGGAACUUGAAUGAUUACUUCUCCAACAGCAGUCGGCCAACCGCCCUACUGACGAUCAGUAUUACCAGGAUGGUUUUUGGCUUCCUCCUUCCCUUUAGCAUAAUUGCAGCUUGCUACAUCCUUAUUGCCGUCAAGAUGCAUGGAGCCCGAUUUACCAAACCCCGUGGUAAGACCCUGCGAGUGAUCCUGGUUGUGGUAGUUGCAUUCUUUGUCUGUUGGGCUCCAUUUCAUGCAGUUGAGGCACUGUCUCUCCUAGCUAUGCCAGGCACCAGAUUUAGGGAGACAGUGGCACUGUGGGACCACCUCUCUACAGCACUAGCCUAUGCCAACAGCUGCAUCAACCCUUUGCUCUACGUAUUUGUGGGGCGGGACUUCAGGCGGAAGGCACGCCAAUCAGUGCAAGGCAUCUUGGAGGUCGCGUUCAGUGAGGAAGUUACAUGUUCCACUUCCUACUCACGGGACAGGACCAAGGCUUCAGCAGACAGGGAUAUCAGCAGCAACACCCUCUAAAAUGGGGAUUCCAGACAGCACUGCCAGGGCAGGAGGAAGACAUUUGCACCUUCCAUGGCUGUGACUUUUUGCUUGAGGACAGCAGAGCCAGAACAAUGAGUUAGACAAUAAUCUGUACGGGAUGCCCAUGGGGACUGGGGCAGUUCAGAACAGGCCAACCUCCCCUUUAAUAGCCUCCUAAAGAGAGGGGAGAUUGGCCUAUUCUGAACUGAAUCUUCCGAUGGGACACACAAGGAAGGCAGAGCGCCCCCUAUCUGAGAGAGAGAAGUGCACUUGUGAGAAGAUGUAUGGUGGAAUUAUGUAGUUACUCCUUGACAUUACUAAAUAAGAAUGUGGUUGCAGAAUAUCUAUGUAUCACAUUUAUUAAGCAUGUAUCGCAUCAUCUGUGCCUAGUAAAUUACAGGGAGAAGAUACUUUGACAUUUCCCCUUGGAACUUGUCAUCAUACCUUUCCCCACCCUUAACUCUUCUUCAGCUGGGACCCUGAACUUUUUCACAGCAGUGCCCAGCAGGAGUGCACUCUGGGAAUGCUAGUUUUCCUCACAACAGUGCAUUGUAGCAGACAUCCCCUACCUGCUCAUCAGCAAUGGAAACUGCCUUUCAUGCCAAUAUUCUUAGGGUCUUUCAGUUAGUCAUGGCUUUCCUCCUGUCCUCCUACUAUUCUUCUUACCAUUCCUGUCUCCAAAGGGCCACUUCUCUUAUUUUCCAUGCCAGCUCAAGGAGAGUUUCUACAUCUCAGCUAAUACAUCACUGCACAAAAUCAGUAACUGGGGCAUAAGGGGCAAUUUUCAGAAAAGCAAACCUCAUGCUGGUGACAUGGGUUCAUUAGUAAUAGGACCCUCCUUUAUGGCUUUAGAAGGUCCCCAUGAUAUUACAGCCUGAGAUACAGUGAUGAGGCAAUUAAGGUAGGUCCCACUAAUCAUGGAGAUGUCCCUACUGCAUCUAAAGCUGCUGGAUACCUAAGCAAUCAGAGCAGAGGUUGCCUUCUAGUAGGUAACCCUGAGCAGGCUGGAGCUGAGUCACCCCUUCUGUAAAAUUUCAGAAGGGAGAUGGCUGUGAAAGUGGUGUGCCUGACUUUCAACUGUAUGCUUCUAUUAGACACGAGAAAGGACAGAGAUAUGGAAGGAAGUGGCCAUACAAAUACACACAGUGCUAGAAAUAGUCAUGCACACAAAGAGCCUGUUGUUUCCUUCAGUGCAAAAUCUUAGAGAUAGACCAAAGUCACAGUUCUGAUCAGAUAUAAACUUCUCCAAUGCUCAGAUGUGCAAAGUAAAAGAUGCAUAUGGAAAAGUUUUAAAGCAAGGGAGCACUGUCUAUACACAGGGACACUACCUGACUCCCAAGUCUUUGAGUGAAGAUAAAUGCUGCACCAAACAGUGGUGACAUCAUGGUAGGGGUCUACUAUACACCACAAAGCAGGAAGUGUGAUGGAUUAGGCAUUUUUAGAACCACUAACAGAAAUAUCCAAAACAUGAGACUUGGUAGCAAAGGGGGAUUUUAACUAUCCAGAUAUUUGUUGGGAAAGUGACCCAGCAAACCACAAAAUUCCCGUAAGUCUUGGAAUGUACUGGGACAUAUUUUUUCUUUCCGAAGGCGGAACAAGUAACAAAUGGGGCAGCUAUUUUAGCCUUCAUUCUGACGAACAGGGAGGAAAUUGUUGCAGUCUGAAGGUAGAAGGCAAACUGGGUGAAAGUGAUCAUGAUAUUUGAGAUUUCCUGAUUCGAAGGAAAUGAAGGAGGAAGCAAUGGACUUCCAAAAAGCAGCCUUUAACUAACUCAGAGAACUGGUAGGUAGGGUCCUCUGGGAAAAAAAUCUAAGGGAAAAAGGAAUGCAGCAGAGUUGGCAAUUUCUUAGAGAGACAAUAUUAAAGGUACAACUGCAAAUUAUCCUGAUGGAAGGAAAUAUAGGAAGAAUAGUAAGAGGCCAAUAUAGCUUCAUCAGGAGCUCUUUAAUGA